AUGGUGGAAAAGAGGAGCGUUGAUGGAAAUCUCGUUGUUGUGGAUACGAAUGAAUGGGUAGCCAAGAACAAGCAGGACUUUGUUCCUCCCGUCUGCAACAAGUGCAUGUAAGAAACCGAAUGUCUUGACGAAUAUUGUUGCAGGUUUUCCGACUUCCUGAAGGUAUUCUUUGUAGGCGGACCGAAUUCUCGGAAUGAUUAUCAUAUUGAAGAAGGUGAAGAGGUACUGUAGCGUGUUCUCAGUAUGAAAAAUAGUCAGCAUUUUAGUUAUUCUAUCAGAUCAAGGGAGACAUGAUCUUAAAAGUGGUUGAGGAUGGUGUUCCGAGAGAUUUGAGGAUUAAAGAAGGGCACUUGUUUCUGUUACCAUCAAGAGUUCAACAUUCUCCGCAGCGAUUUGAGGAGACGUUAGGAUGUGUAGUUGAACGAGAAAGGAAGCAAGAUGAACUUGAUUGUGUCAGGUAAUCUGUCAAUUUUUCCCCUUAAUUUUUUCUUGAAUUUUCUUAUCGACGUUACAUAGUAAGCAAGAUGUUUUUAGAUACUUCAUAAACGAUAAAUCCCCUCCAACUCCAUUAUGGGAACGUUGGUUCCAUUUAAACGACGUCGUUAAAGAUCUUCCUCCAGUAAUUCAAGAGUUCAACGGCAGUUCCGAAAAGGCCAACAACUGUCCUGGAGAUGGGAGUUUUAAAAGGGAACCUGGAUUUGAACCCAGUAAUGUCAAACUAACUGAACCAAUCAAUCUCUCUCAAUUUAUUGAUCAAAACAUAGACAAGAUCAAGUACGUUUUAAAUGUUUUCUUGCUUUUAAAACAUACCGUAUGCCAAUAUCCUGCGGUUAAUCCAGUGCUAGACUUAGGAGGCCGUCAACUUAAGACGUUUCGUUAUUUGAUGAGUUGACGUCAACGUUCUUGCUUCCACACCCCCGCUUUCAAAAUAGACAGCUAGGACCCAUUGAACGUAUUUGAAACAGAAAAAAAUAUUUUUUUUACAAAUGGCUAACCACUACAUAAUUCUUCAUAAUUUCAGCGGUUCCAAGGUGCAAUUGUUUAAAGACCAGAAGACCAAAACCGAGACCUUCUUACUCGGCCGAGGAGAACAUACUUUGGAGAGUGGAGAAACGGAGCUGUUGCUGCUCUUUGAACGAGGAGAGGGCGUUUUAGAUUACAAUGGAGAGACGUUUACCGUACCGGCCUUCCAUACAGUCAGACUUCAGAAGAAUUCCAAGGCCACGUUGAAGAUUGAAAACGGAAUUGGUCUGACUUUUAAGUUUAUUUGA
Molecule: messenger RNA, 1271 nt
Organism: Bursaphelenchus xylophilus (pine wood nematode)
Lineage: Eukaryota; Metazoa; Nematoda; Chromadorea; Rhabditida; Aphelenchoididae
Source: the annotation of a GenBank genome assembly